Messenger RNA from Amphibalanus amphitrite, 1753 nucleotides. RefSeq lists its product as uncharacterized. The record is from RefSeq and is a predicted model, not a curated record. Lineage: Eukaryota; Metazoa; Arthropoda; Thecostraca; Balanomorpha; Balanidae. Bases 114 to 1322 code for a protein of 402 amino acids. The transcript is spliced from 2 exons.
CGGAGGUGAAGGAGGGCGUAGAGAACGCGUCGGAGUGACAGACGGCGAGAACGGAAAAGUGUUUAAGCGGAAAAGCGUUCGAGGACUGAGGGCAGGACACACGUGGAACGGACAUGACCGAACUACGGCCGCUUAGUGCGGCCAGCGGCGAACAGGCGCACAUAGACGCUCGGCUCCGCGCCGAAUUGGACUGCGCCCUCGCCGGGGGAAUGGCCCCACCACAAGGAUUAUGGCGACCACCAAUGGACGGCACACCACAUCCGGCACAUAAUAUGGCGGCUCCAGCGCCCGCCGCGCCGGGCCACGCAACAGGACACGUGGCUGCGCAGCCACAGGCGCCCGCACCAACGACAAAUGCGUGGACCGGAGCCGGCGGUGACCGGGGACCGACCGGAUAUGGAGGGGAGCAGGCAUGGCAGGGCACGGGACCAGGAACAGGCGGUGAACACACGGUGUACAUGCACGCCACUGCCAACCGGCCGCCGCCUCCUCCCGCUGGAGUCGCCGGCGGUCCAGCGGUGGCGCCGCCGGCUCGGCCGUGGCAGGACCACGACGGCCGGGAGCGCAGUCGCCGCCGAUCUAACCGCAGUGUCAGCCCGCCCCGGCGUAAACGGCGCCGUGACCAGUCGUCAUCGUCGGAGUCAUCAGAAGAUGAUGACACGGCAGACAGACGGGAGGAAUAUCGCAUGACGCCGCUGCGGGCGCGGGGAGGAGCGGCGCCGGCCGAUCUGCGCUUGCCGGCAGUCACAACCAAGGCAGCGAGGCAGCUGCGGAAUCGGCGGAACUACGUGGCGGUGCGUGAUGCGGCCGAUCCGGUCGAACCAAGUCCCAACAAUGUACUAGAGUACAUCGGUCGAGUGGCAGCGAUCGUCACACAUACCACAUACUACUUCCCACAGUGUGGGCUACAAGCAACGAGCUACCUGACGUGGCUGAUCAGCCGGAGCGCCGGCCGCUCCCUGAGAGACGUCCAGACGGCGGACAGCAGGGCGAGGCAGGCAAUGGCGCUGCGUCCCCGGGAUUUCCUGACAACCCUAGAUCUCGAUCAGUUCUGGCCUACACGUGUAGCUUCAACAGCUACAACAGCAGAGCGAGCGGGGACGAAUCACAAAGAGGUGUGUUUUCAGCACGUGCGCCGGAACAAGUGCACCACGCCGUGUCGCACGGGUCGCAUCCACCCGCCAUGCCAGACGUGCAAUUCGACACAGCACGCGACCGCCUUCCAUGCCGCCUUUUCACCCCGAGGCACCGCCGGGUGGACGGCCGCUGACCAGCAGGGCGACGCACAGCGGGGCCGGUCAUGGUUCGGUCCGCGAUUAUAGUCGGCGAGGGGACAGUGUGGACGACAGGCCCGUCCCUGCUGAUACGGGCGUGAACGUCGAGCGCCUUGAACGUUUGUUCAGUGAUUGUCCAAACAUACGGAGAGAGGUCGGGGACCUAGUGGUACGGCGGUUCCGGGAGGGAGCGGACAUUGGCUACUGCGGACCAGGCCACGGACGGUUCACAACCAACAACCGCUCGGCCACCUCGCGAGUGAUGGGAGUGUCCGCCGCGAUAGAACGAGAAGUGCAAACGGGGUGCACCCGAGGCCCAUUUGAAUCACCGCCGUUCGAAAAUUUCACGGUGAACCCAUUGAGUGCUCGGGACAAGCCAAACGGGGACGUGCGCCUCAUACUGGACCUCUCCCAGCCAGUGGGCAGUGCUGUGAACGAGGGGAUCGAUCCAGCGGAGUUCCGAGUGGUGUACACCUCAA